Molecule: messenger RNA, 1711 nt
Organism: Argiope bruennichi
Lineage: Eukaryota; Metazoa; Arthropoda; Arachnida; Araneae; Araneidae
Product: cytochrome P450 2J6-like
Exons: 8
Coding region: 80-1531 (483 amino acids)
Molecular function (GO): oxidoreductase activity, acting on paired donors, with incorporation or reduction of molecular oxygen; heme binding; monooxygenase activity
Source: RefSeq, a predicted model, not a curated record
UGAAUCCCGCGGCACAACAUCCAUCAUUCUCCAACGCUCUGAAAAAUUAGUGGAGUUUAUUCUCCUUAAAUUUUCAAACAUGCUCGGGUUUGAAUUCUUUAUAGGACUCGCUGUCUUAUUCUUGUUUCAAAUGUGGUGGCAUCGAGAGAAAAACUUACCCCCAGGACCCAGCGGCUGGCCGGUGGUCGGUUACCUGCCCCAUCUUGGAACCGAGGCCUACAAAACGCUUCAUGCCCUCACUCAGAAAUAUGGACCAACGUUCAGCUUCUAUCUGGGCAGAAAAUUGGUCGUAGUUUUGGGUACUUUCGACGCUGUGAAAGAGGGAUUGACUGAUAGUAAGAUUCUGGACCGACCGAAAAAUCCACCGAACCACCUGUUACCGGACAGCACAAACUUGAGCGUUGCUAACGGACGAGCCUGGAAAGAACAGAGAAGAUUCACCAUCCGGGUGCUGCGAGAUCUCGGAAUGUCGAAAAGCAGAAUGGAAAAUAUCAUCCAGGAAGAACUGAAGAAGUUAAUAGAAAUAAUCGACUCGAAAGACGGCGAGGCGUUCAAUCUCGACGAAAUUCUGCUCCCCAGUGUCUCCAAUAUCAUAUUGACUCUGCUGACAGGCAGCCCCUUAGAUUUCAAUGACAAGGACAGGCUCUUUCUGAACAAGAUGCUCCAGACGAUGGUACUUUUCUUCCGACCAACCCGAGUCCAUGCCUUCUUCCCCUCUUUGCGCCAAUGGUUGGCGAAAUUGAAAAUAUGGGGAUACGACCGGGCAGAAUACUACAUGGAGAAAUUUUCAAACUACAUCAUAGCUCAGAUUGAAAACCACAAAAAGUCAGUGGAUAGUAAAGAGAGGCCGGAUUACAUUAACUCAUAUUUGUUGACUCUGGAAUCAAAGAAGAACUGUGAAUCGUCGUUCUCAGAGAAAAUGCUGAAGGGCAACUUCCAGUCCCUGUUCAGCGCGGGCAGCACUCCCAGCCGCGCGACUGUCGAAUGGUGCCUCCUCGCCAUGAUCCGCCAUCCCCACAUCCAGAGAGCCGUGCACGAGGAACUGGACACUCUGCUGCCCAGAAAUCAGCCGCCCACCUGGAAGGACCACCCCAACUUGCCUUUCACCUUGUCGGUGGUGUAUGAAGUGCUGAGACACAAUUCCAUAGUCCCCAUUCCCUUACUGAGGUGCACCUCCGAGCGCACUCGGAUCAGUGGACACGACGUCCCCAAAGGCACUAUCGUGAUAUCGAAUAUCUGGAGUGUGCACCACGACCCCCAGCAUUGGGAAGACCCAUUCACUUUCAAUCCAGAACGAUUUCUAAAAGAUGGAAAAGCCGUCAGACCGCCGGCUUUCAUGCCCUUCUCCUAUGGGAAAAGAAAGUGUCCCGGGGAAGAUAUGGCGAUGGCCCUCGUUUUCUUGUACUUCGCCACUCUGAUGCAGCGUUACACCGUCUCCAUCCCGAACGAAGGUACGGACGUCCGGCAACUCUUGGGGGUCGCGAAUGUCGCCCUCUUGGAGAAAGUUUGCUUGAAGAAAAGAUUUCAAUAGUUGCUUUAAAAUCAGCUAUUCAAGUCUGUUUGAUAUCAGGGUAUAUUUUAAUCCUUUUAUUUAUAAUAACACACUCAGAAGAUUAUAAAAGUUAUUCUCAAAGCAUUUUAAACUGUGAAACGUCAUCUUACAAAUGCGUCUUUCACAACGAAAUAAAAGCUUUAAUAAUCAGCGAUUAAA